Molecule: messenger RNA, 2300 nt
Organism: Mastomys coucha (southern multimammate mouse)
Lineage: Eukaryota; Metazoa; Chordata; Mammalia; Rodentia; Muridae
Gene: Myadml2
Product: myeloid associated differentiation marker like 2
Exons: 1
Coding region: 328-1251 (307 amino acids)
Cellular component (GO): membrane
Source: RefSeq, a predicted model, not a curated record
GGAGGUGGGCGUCCAGCAUCCAGAGGCUAACUCUGGAUGUAGUCCCGACGGGGUCUUUUUGUGGGAUGCAGGGGUCAGAUGUCCCUUAGAAUGGGAACUAGCAUGCAGGUUGCUAUUCCCGGGCUCUGAUCAGUCUGUUUAUUUAUAGCGCUGGGGGGGAGGGCUCCCAACCCAGGCAGCAGAGAGGCUGUUCUGCUGCAAUGUCACUGUUAACACUGCCAUUGCAGACUGCCAGCACCUGCUGUUGCCGCGGAAGACAGAGGUCUCUCAGCUGGGCAGACCCCCAGGGUAGCUGGGCACAGGGUGAGGCUGGGAGGUAGAGAGCCGAUGGGCAGCACAAUGGAGCCCCCAGGAGCUGCAUACCUGCACUUAGGCGCUGUGACCUCGCCGGUGGGUACAGCCCGAAUGCUGCAGCUGGCCUUUGGCUGUACAACUUUCAGUUUGGUCGCUCACCGAGGUGGUUUUGGGGGUGUCCAGGGCACUUUCUGCAUGGCUGCUUGGGGCUUCUGUUUUGCCUUCUCAGUCCUGGUGGUAGCCUGUGAGUUCACAAAGCUCCACAGCUGCCUGCGCCUUUCCUGGGGCAACUUCACAGCAGCCUUCGCCAUGUUGGCGACCCUGCUGUGUGCCACGGCCGCUGUCAUCUACCCUCUGUACUUCACCCGGCUGGAGUGCCCACCUGAGCCUGACGGAUGCAUGGUCCGAAACUUCCGCCUGGCAGCCAGUGUCUUCGCAGGACUCCUCUUCCUGGCCUAUGCUGCCGAAGUGGCCCUGACUCGGGCACGGCCAGGUCAGGUAGCCAGCUAUAUGGCUACAGUGUCUGGGCUCCUUAAGAUCGUCCAGGCUUUUGUGGCCUGCAUCAUCUUUGGAGCACUUGUCCAUGAGAGUCGCUAUGGGCGCUAUGUGGCCACACAGUGGUGUGUGGCUGUCUACAGCCUGUGCUUCAUGGCCACGGUGGCUGUGGUGGUCCUAAGUGUGAUGGGACACACAGGGGGCCUGGGGUGCCCGUUUGACCGCCUAGUGGUAGUGUACACGUUCCUGGCUGUGCUCCUGUACCUCAGUGCUGCAGUCAUCUGGCCAGUCUUCUGUUUCGACCCCAAGUACGGGGAGCCAGGGCGGCCCUCGGACUGCCUUCGAGGCAGCUGCCCCUGGGACAGCCAGUUGGUGGUAGCUAUUUUCACCUACUUCAACCUGCUCCUUUACGUCGUUGACCUCGCUUACUCCCAGAGGAUCCGCUUCGUACCCACCCUGUAGCCUGGCCAGUGAUGGCCCACCCAUCUUCUCUCUCUGGCUGAGAGCACCUAUAACUGACCAAGGUGAACUAAGACAUAGGAAAGCAAGACGGGGUUUGGGGCUCAGACAAUUCUGCUCUUGGAUGUCUAGCACACUAAGGGAGGCAAAGAGGAAGGACAGAGGGACAGGAGGCCCUGAACAAGGAAGAGGGUGGCUAAUGACGCUCAGUCCUCCUGUCUCCCUGUUUCUCAGUCUUUUGGCCAUCAUUGGGCUCCGUGCUAGUCACUGUACCAAAUGGGGACUUUCUGGAGCAGAUACCAUUGUAAUCCAUUUUUCAGAUGGGAACAUUAAAGCUAAAUGAACUUCCAACGUGGGCCAGUCUUGAGAUAGCAUUUAGCUGGGGUAAUAUAAGUCAGAAAUCGGGCCACUUCCUGAGGUCGAAGUGGGUGGAAACCAAGUCAAGAGCACCAGGGCCAAGCCGUUGGAAGGAAUGUUGGAGCUGGAUCCAACUCUUUGCCUGAACCCAUAGAAGAGCCUCUUUGGGGAUGGUCGUGAUCGCUUGUAGAGAAAGCUGACAACUAGCAUGGGUCUCAGCUGUGUCUAAGUGUAUCCCAGUGGCCACAGCCAUUUGAAACAGAGAAAAGACUGUGUUGUGGUUUCCAGGUAGCCUGAUGUCAAAAGUCAGCAUAGAAUCAUCAUGGAAAGAUGAUCUCAUGACAGCGAUGGAGUAUCCGUCCAGACACCCAACACAGACCAUGGCCCAGAAGCCUCUGAGGUGUCUACCAUGGGUUCUGGCAGGCUGGCUUGGUUGGCAGCAUUGACUCACAGUGAAGAGCCUCUUGGAGCAGCCACUAGUUCAUGGAACCUGGUCACUGGGCCUCCACUCAAACAUCUAGUUAGCCAGCUGUUCCUGAACACCAGGACUUGCUAGCACCGGUAUUCUUCCAUCUCAAGCCAGCUUCUCCUAUGCAAGAGCCCAGUCUGGACUAAUCCUGAGAAGACCAUCAACCCAUCAACUGACUGUCCCUCAGGUCCUCCAGCAGAAAAUAAAAGGUGGAUGAUCGUUUUCA